AUGAUCCUCAUGUCGAACUGCUUUCGCUUCAGAGGUCGAAAGGGCAGCACUACUGCCCUUUUCGAGGUUAUGUCGCGUGCUAACCAUUCGUGCCUCCCAAAUGCCCGGAUGGUCGGUGAUGGCCAUCCAGCGAUGCUCAUGACAACAACGUAUGUCAAUUCUCAGGAAGAGAUCUUCCUGAGCUACGGAGGAUGGGAAACGGGCUUUACUGAGCAGCCAUUCCAUCAGCGCCAGAGCCAUCUGCUGGACAAUUGGGGCUUUUUUUGCCGGUGCUCUCGCUGUCAAGAGGAAGAAGCUCUUCAGAUCAAGCCGGACGUAACACAAAUCUCAGCAGGCUCCGCCGCCUGA
Symbiodinium necroappetens is the source of this 348-nucleotide messenger RNA. The record is from the annotation of a GenBank genome assembly. NCBI's taxonomy places the organism in Eukaryota, Dinophyceae, Suessiales, Symbiodiniaceae.